Messenger RNA from Symbiodinium pilosum, 885 nucleotides. The record is from the annotation of a GenBank genome assembly. Lineage: Eukaryota; Dinophyceae; Suessiales; Symbiodiniaceae.
AUGCCUUGUUCAGCGGAAAGCCAGCGCUCUUGCUGCCCUCGGAACGUGCAAGAAGCAUGCGUCCGUGCGCUGGAACUCCUGGCAACUGACAUCCCGGCUCUGGAGGAGCCCAUCCGCCGAUGCAGAGAGCAAGGUGGUGAAGCUUCCCGUCGCUUGUUGGGCGAUUUCUUGAUCCAAUUCUCUGGCUCACUGUCCGAAGGACAGUUGCAGGCUAUUGACGAGGUGUAUGCUGCAGAGGCCUUGAGCAGACCGCCCCCGUUGAGUCUGGAUGCCUUGGAAGGGCUCUGGCUUGCAGCUGCACCAUGCAAGAUCUUGGUUUGGCGUGGAGACAUUACCCAGCUGGCAGCUGACGUAGUGGUGAAUGCUGCCAAUGAGGAGGGCCUGGGCUGCUUUCAGCCGACCCACCGCUGCAUUGACAAUGUGCUGCACCGUGGGGCUGGUCCUAGACUUCGAAGAGAGUGCCGGAAUUGCAUGGAGCGGCGACCAGGGAAGCUGAUGCCCGGCACGAUGCCGCUUCUCACGAAGGCUUACCACCUCCCUGCAAAGGCUAUGCUGCAUGUCACCGGUCCCCAGAUUUCUCCGGGUUCUCGUCCUUCCAGCCUAUCGCACGAACAACUUCGGCUGGCCUAUGCAAACUGCCUGGAUGCAGCUCGUGAUGCUGGCCUACGUAGUGUUGCAUUUUGCUGUAUUUCCACGGGCCUCUUCGGAUAUCCUGCCCGAGAAGCUGCGGAAUGUGCUCUUACAGCUGUACACAGGUGGCUGCAGGUCCCAGAGAACCUGGCCUCAAUGUCCACCAUUGUCUUUGAUGUCUUCACUGAGCACGACGAGCAGAUCUAUCAUGAUCUUGGUCCACAAAUUUUUCAUUCUUCCAGCCGGCCAAUUUGA